Molecule: messenger RNA, 1159 nt
Organism: Chrysoperla carnea
Lineage: Eukaryota; Metazoa; Arthropoda; Insecta; Neuroptera; Chrysopidae
Exons: 2
Coding region: 20-1102 (360 amino acids)
Source: RefSeq, a predicted model, not a curated record
GAUAUUAUUUUUAUAAAAAAUGCCAUUUACUACAAAUGACAAUGGAUAUUAUAAAAAAAUACGAUUAAAUUUCAUUGUUAUUACAAUAUGUCUAUGUAUUAUUGGUAAUGUGAACGGACAUGGCCGAUUAAUUGAACCACCAAGUCGAGCGUCAGCAUGGCGAUACGGAUUUAAUACACCAGCAAAUUACAACGAUCAUGAGUUAUACUGCGGUGGAUUUACACGUCAAUGGCAAAGGAAUAAUGGUCAAUGUGGUGUGUGUGGAGAUGCUUGGGAUGCACCAGCACCACGUGCACAUGAAUAUGGAGGUCGUUAUGGGUUGGGAGUGUUAGUAAGACGAUACGAAGUUGGAGCCACGAUGAUAAUCAAAGUUGAAGUUACCGCAAAUCAUAACGGUUAUUUUGAGUUUAGAAUAUGUCCAGAAUUUAAAAAUACAACACAAGAAUGUUUGGAUAAAUAUUUGCUAGGAUUAGCAGAACCCCAAGAAAAUGUCACUCCUCACCCGUAUCGAUAUUACCCAAAUAAUGGUAAUCGUAUUUAUGAAAUGAAAUAUCAUUUACCAAAUAUUUCUUGCGAUCAUUGUGUACUUCAAUGGAGAUAUAUCGCUGGUAAUAACUGGGGUAAAUGUGACGAUGGAACCGAACGAGUCGGUUGUGGACCACAAGAAGAAUUUCGUGCUUGUGCCGAUAUUCAAAUCGGUGGUAAAGUCGAUACAUCAACAGUUAUACCAAAACGACGACCAAUUUUCCCAAUGCGACCGACAAUCAAACCCACACGCCCAACAACAACAACCAGCAGUACCGAAGACGAAUUACCCGGGGCAACAGACGAAAGUCAAGGGGAAUUUACGGAUCGUAUCUGGUUAUCAUUCCUUAUUAUUUUGGUCACGUUAUUUUGUGUUCUUAUUUUGGUUACAAUUUUAUACUUGUAUUAUUAUCAUGGACAAACGUUGAAAAAUUGGUUGAAAUCAAAUACGAAAUUUAAUAAAAAACCAGCACCACUGCCAGUGCAACCUGAGAAACCACCGCGAACGAAAAAAUUACAACGGGAACAAUCAUCGCAGCUACCAAACCCUGAUUUGUUAAGUGAAAGUUUAGCGUAAAAUUAUUAGUAGUCAUUAAAUUUUUAUUUUUUUUAGGUUUAUGAAAAUCUUUAUUUA